Pogona vitticeps (central bearded dragon) is the source of this 807-nucleotide messenger RNA. RefSeq names its product sarcolipin (gene SLN). Gene Ontology annotation, molecular function: enzyme regulator activity. Lineage: Eukaryota; Metazoa; Chordata; Lepidosauria; Squamata; Agamidae. The record is from RefSeq and is a predicted model, not a curated record. Gene Ontology annotation, cellular component: membrane.
CCUGGUUGCUUGCCUCCCUCCUCCCUCUGACUACUUUAGUCCCACCAGAGGAACUGGGAAUCCAGACUGCCCUGGGAGAUGAGGAGAAGCUGAGGAAAGCCCCGGGUACCACGGGUUCGUGCUGUGCUCCAUCCUUCCUCUCCAGGAGAGGACAAGGUUAAUCACAAGGACAACCCGAAAUAAGAACUCUCUCUUCACGCUUGUCCGGUGAGCGCAGCCUUUGCUCUUCCCUUGUUGGUCCCAAGCCCAGCCAUGGAGAGAUCCACACAAGAGCUGUUCCUCAACUUCAUGGUUGUACUGAUCACAGUACUCCUCAUGUGGAUUCUGGUGAAAUCCUACCUAGAAUGAAAUGACUGUGCCACACUCUUUGGAGUCGGUGAAAGAUCCAAGAUCAGAGGAGGAUGUCCUUUCUGCUACACAAAAAUGCUUCCCUGUGCACUCUCUGUCUUUGUGUGUAAAAGAAAGUUAUGCAGGCUUUUUUAAAAAAAAACUUUAAAAUACUUCUUGCCUAUAGGCAGCUAAACACUGAAAUGGAUCUGGGAUGAUGUAAAUUAUUUAAUUUAUUAUACUGAGCAUGUCAUAUCUUUUUCCCCCUGCUCAUCCUUUGUAAUUCAUACGUGUUCUUGACCUGAAGGCAUAACGGUGACAAGUGUCAACAUUCAUUUGUCUUUCUUACCUGUUUGUUCCUUGUGCAUUCUUGUGUGGCUUUCAUGGUUUCAGCAUUGUGUACUGGGAUCUACUUAGCUGAAGUAUGGAAACUCUUCUCACAUCCACUGUCGUAAUUGGAAUAAAGAGCUAAAUAUGAUG